Bicyclus anynana (squinting bush brown) is the source of this 11745-nucleotide messenger RNA. RefSeq names its product protein unc-80 homolog (gene unc80). Gene Ontology annotation, cellular component: cation channel complex; axon. The transcript has 68 exons. Bases 208 to 10380 code for a protein of 3390 amino acids. NCBI's taxonomy places the organism in Eukaryota, Metazoa, Arthropoda, Insecta, Lepidoptera, Nymphalidae. The record is from RefSeq and is a predicted model, not a curated record. Gene Ontology annotation, molecular function: monoatomic cation channel activity. Gene Ontology annotation, biological process: monoatomic cation homeostasis.
UAGCAUCAGUCCGCCCCGCGUAGUUACGUACUAAACGUUCAACCCCUGGAAAAAAAGCCUUCCUUUGUGACCUAAUUUUGCAAGUGCGUCUUUUCUCAGCAACAAAACCGCGGUUGUUUACCUAAUAAUGGAUACGUAUUUAGUUUUCGAAAUUAGUUUGAACCUGAUUUUAUUUGUUUUACAGGUCCAUUACUUUGAUUUCUGAAAAUGAAAAUGAAAGAUUUAUCCGACGACGACACCAACAAUGACGACAUCGUUCCAAUCGCCGUACAAAUAUUUCUAUGGAGGCAAACGACGCCUUUUAUGCGACCAAGAUUUGGAAAAGUUCAUGAUUCGGCGUGCAUGUUCUGUCAACGAGCUCCGGGACAUCAUGAAUUAAAAGAAGCUUGCAAGUCUUUUGAGAAAGUGUUAGUGCAAAAUCUUCGCUUUGGACUGGCAACUAAUCUCACUGAUGCUAUAGAGGCAAUCCCAAGAUGGCGACUUAUACAAGCAGCCUUACCACAUGUGAUGCAUGCCUUAGCAGGCCUUCUUCACAACAGAGUAAAAGACAAUAUGCAAACCCUGGGCAACAUAGAAACAAAACUUCUGUACACCUUACAUUGGAUAUUACUUGAUGCUUCUGACGAAUGUGCUGACAAUGACUAUGAGACUGGAAAAUAUUUCUCUAGUCCCUUUCACUAUUUAUUUUCUGUGCCAGCAAUGACUCUGUUUGUGUUUCUGUUUGCACCUAUAUCACAGCACUUAAAAGAGUCAGAUUUCACUAGCAACUACAGGUUAGAGAAUGGACUAAAGCUGUGGCAAGCUCUUUGGGAGUUUAGGCACCCAGAUGCUUCUUGCUUCACCACAUUAGUCAAACCUAAACCCAGGCCGCUUGGUGGAAAGUAUUCAAAAAGACCACAACAGGGGGAUAUAUUCAUGGGUCGUAAAUUUUCAAAAGAAGAAAGUGCAGUAAAUGGCAGCCCCCCAAGUCAGAAUGUAUCAGUAUCGCAAUCUGAAGCACCGUCGAAACAAGCGAGUACUGAAGAAGAACCUUGGCUGUCAUCACCUAAAGAUACUGUUUUCCCAGAGACCAUCCCAGAAGAGAGCUCUAGUACAGAAGAGGAGCAUGUGUUUAUAUACCGCCUACCGUCAGAACAGAAUUAUAGCGGCGUAAAUAGAGGUACCUACACAGUGUAUGCAGCUGAUCCCAGCAUAUUUCAACUCCGAAAAACAGAUCCCACAAAACCCACUCUGCCUGGUAUAAAACCAUUACCACAAAUCACUAAAAUGAGUUCAUCAGACAAAGAGUCAUUAUCUGACAGCGGCGGCGGACCAGUAAAAGGCACUCCCACUGCUGAAAAAUCUAGCAGCAUCAAACAAAUACAACACGUAUCUGCUGCAACUUUUUUGGAUGUUGCCACUUUGCGAUGUCUAUUUGCAGCACAAUGGCAAGAAGAGGGAGUUUAUUGGGCUUUACACUAUUUAUACAAUAGGCUACGUGAUAUUUGCGACGACAUGUCAAAACAAACCCAGCCUCGAAGAAGAAGUAAUUCAUUACCGAUACCUAAAAUAGAAGUAUCUAUUUAUCAAAGCCCAGAUAUAAAGGAGCGAGAUUCAUUAAAAAACUUUAUGGAGGUUCCGGAAUCCAAAGACAUUUCGCCGAUAACAGAAAUUCCGUACAAUGUACCUAAAAUAGACGAUGAAAACAUUAUGACGCGAAGAGCGAGCGAAAAAGUUAAACGGAAAAUGAAAAUGGCCGACCUAAAAGCGUUUGUAGAAACGAAACUUUUAUCGAAAUCCGAAAAAGCUUUAGAAAAAAUUGGCCAAGAAGAUCAUAAAUUUAGUUUUCAUACUGCAGUAAGAAUGAUAUCUGAAUACCAUCGGAGUCUCGAUAAUGCAGAUGAUCGCCCUAAUUCAGCUCUUGCAAGCAACUUUCCUCCCUUGGCACCCAGACUUACUGGUGACCUUCUUCAGUGCAAUCUUAUAAAAGGGAAGAGCAUGCCAAGUCUUAGCUGUCUUAUAGAUGAGCUAGCAUCUAAUGGAUACAUUGGCGAAAUCAAAACUGAGCGCGCCCAAGGAGUUGCUAUUGCAAAGCCAUCGACCCUUCAAAAAAAGAAAAAUCCGAUCAUAACUGUAACAGAACAUACACCUACGCCAUCACCUGAUUAUCUGUCCAAAACUAGACAAGGUUCGUUAGAAUCUCAAAUGGACUCAGUGAGCAUGCAAGGGUCACAGCAUAUUCCAACACCGGAGCGCAAGCCGAGCUUGACAAGGUCACAAACUGAUUCUAAUAUAACAUACAUUGUGGAAGAAAUACAAGAAGCACCCGGCUCUCUUUAUUAUAUCACUAAAGAAGGAGACAUUGACUUUCAAGUUGUUCUUAAGGCAAUUUAUUCGGUUUCGAUCAUGGAUAGUUUCUAUAUAACAAUGAGAGUAAUGGAGGUGAUGCUGAAUUUAGUUGAUACGCUAAUGGAAGUCGGUGUACACAAAAACUGGCAAUCUGAUGCUGAUCAGGACCCACAACCAGAGACAAUUGAUCCUUUAGCGGAUUUUCAGAAGGAUAAGGACAGCAAAGAAAGAGAUUCAGGAAUACCUUGCGCUCAAAGUCAAGAUUCAACUAACGUUGAAGGUGGCGACGGUAAAGAAAAAUGUAAGGAAGAAGAAAAUUUUGACUGUCCGUAUUACAUGAUUAUGUAUAUUAUUCUUAGGUUGCUACGUCAGUUAGGCUGUUCUCAUGGCUGUACAACGGCUCUAAGGGGGCCUCAGGCCGAGUGUCUCCGCGUCCAAGCAAGAAAUUCUCUCCGCCAAUUACGUACCGAGUCCGUCACCAAAUUCACUUUACGUCUCAAAGAAAUGACCAAAUUCGCCCCUAUAAGGGAGGUGUUGGACAACCUUCAUUCCACUCUGGGUUAUUGCGCUGAACCGGCUUCGAUGGUCUCGCCAAUAAGCCAACAAAAAAGAAACUUCACAAAAUCUCCAGACAUGAAUCACUUACAGGCGGGUUACGCUACAAAUUUUGGAGCCGGCCAAGGCCCCAAUGCUAACAGAGCUUUGGAAAACUUUAUAGUAGAAUCUACAUUCAGAGUACUGGUUACCAGAUUUGCACUAAUGCACCGAGAAUUGAAGUUGCUGGAUAACUCGGCCUUGUAUGCAGAAGUACGUUUACUGCUAAGCUAUGUCUUAGAAGCUCACGGUGGAGAGUUCCGUGUAGUAGCUUUUAGUGGUCUAAUGGACACUGCAGAACGACCUGGGACACAACCUAAAGAAUCUCACAUGCAGACCACUAGGGUUAUAAGGCAUAUUCCGAGAAUGACUGACGACGAGCGCAGUUCUGAUACGGGCGCAGACUCGGGUUGCGCUACUGACGACCGCAGUCAUAAAAAGUUCACAUUCAAAAAAAGAAGCACUUCUUCAACCGGCGCCCACGUGAGUUUGAUAAAUAGUCUCCUAGAAACGGAAGCAGGAGAUGAAUCUGCAAGUCAGUCCCCAUUGUCAGUACGAACAAGAAGGUAUCAACUCACGCCGCGACAAUCUGAAAGGACGAUUCCUUCCGCGUCGUCAGCGGAUAUCACACCCCACCACACCAUAGCGCAUUCCAAGUCAAUACCUUCGAAAUUUCAUAUAAGUGGCAUUGUAAACUGGUUCCGUCAAAAGCCUCAACCACAGCCUUUAGCGCGAAACGGAGCGGGUUCUGGAGAGUCUCUGCCUAUAUCGGGCAGUAUGGCCUCUUUGGCGCGGCCGUAUCACACGCAACCGAUACAUGUGUCUCGACCUGUGCAUGUCAAACGACGCGUCGGCUAUACGCUCAACAGAGCGAGGAAAAGAGUCGAGGAUAGAUUAAACAGGUUUGGUCUCAGAAAAAUUGGGAAAAAACGUGACGGAAGUAUUGAAGAAACCACUGGAGGAUACAUGUCCCGUCGCGGUUCUGCUGAGGGUGGUUCUGGUGGUGGGGAUUCGGAAGUGGUAGUGUUGAAGCGACGUAGACUGGUAGCCGCCGCGCCGUUGUACGCCGGCCUGGCGCGUUUCAGCUUCAUAUUAGACGCUACACAACCAGGUGGCACGCCUGAUGCGCUGUUUAUGGCUGCAUUAUUAGAUCUUCCGCAUACGGUAGUGGUUGGGCGAGCUGCAAUACUUCUUGAGUGUGCAUUUUUAGUCCAUAACUGUAACAAAGGACAGUGGCCAUAUUGGUUGAAAUCAAACAUGGCCAAAAAUCCUUUAUCUUCUGGGCCCCUUCAAUUGAGGCGGCAACGUUUAGCUGGAAAGCUAUUCUACCAAUGGGCAGAAGCAAUAGGGAACAGACUCGAGGACAUGUUGAAUGAGGACAAAAAGCACAUAGACACUGUUGUUAACCUUGUGAACGAUCCCGAUGGACAAAGAGAAUUGUUACAGCAAGAUGAAGAGGAAGAUUUCUUAGAUGAAGCCAGUAUUCGAUUGCCUGGGAAAACUAUCGGUGCGGAAUGUCCUCGAGCACUUCGUAUGAUUGCUUGCGUCUUGCUGUUUGAAAUCACCGCUUUCCUUCGAGAGACCUACCAAAACUUGCCUAAAUCAUGUCGAUCUUCGUUGAAAGAAAGAGGGCCUUGGGACAGGGUAUACAGGUGGAUGCAAAAGCGGAGACGUUUAUUGUGUAAUAAUAAGGCUCUUAGCAGUCAACACACAUUAAUGCCAGUCGAAGAAGCCAACCGUCGAUGGAGUAUGGCUUUAUCAAGUAUGGGACAUUCUCAAGCUUCGGCUCAAAGUCUACAAUCCAUUGCGGGGGCCGAAACAGAAAGGAAAAUCUCUUUUGUAUUACACGAGCCAGAGAAUGUAUCUGGUGGCAGUAGUGUAACGUUACCGGAGGCAAUUCCAAGCGACGACAAGAAAUCAAGGUUGGGAUCUCGUGCGAAAGGCAUCGCCCGCCGCAACACUCAACAGCAUGCAGCUUACGGGUCAUUCAAACGACGUUCUAUUAAGUUGCGGCAAAAAGAUCCUCGAGAACUUGAUGAAUUUGUAACUAAAAGGUCCGAUUCGAUACAAAGUAGAAGAAAAGUUUCUUCGUUAUCUGAUAGAAGUGACACCUCCGAAGUUUAUCCUGGAGCAGGAGGUACAGUGAUAAUGCCAAACGAAGUCGACAGCGGUGGCGAAGAAAGCCCAGGAGUUUUAUCCGACGAUCACGAUCACCCCCCCGAUAGUCCUGAUAGCAACUCGACCGACCCACCCGACAUAAAUAAAGGUUUCCCUUGGCUUAAGGUGAUAGUAAAGUUCUUGAACUCAUUCAAUUAUGUAUGCUGUCACCAAAAUUUUUGCCAUCCGUAUUGCUUUAGACGCAACAUGCGGGCAACUGUUCGACUUACGAAAUCUGUUCAAAAGAUAUAUGGAGAAAAAUUCGGUCCAGAAAUAAAUACAACUAAUAACGACGAGGGACCUGGCGGAGUCAGACGAGGACGACGCACACGAAAACCAUCUGAACACGCAAGUGAUAGAAUCGAUCGAUCCGUCAUAGAAAGCGCCGGUUUGGCUUAUCGCACGUCAGGGGUGGAAGCAACUGUACCCAAUAAUGAAACCCCGCCUGUCACUAAACCUGGCAACAUUCCGUACCCGCCUCUCGAGCCGCCGCCUAUAUUGAAGUACAUUAAAACGCAUGUACGCGACGCAUACCACGCGCCGCUAGCUGCGUUGCUCAAAGGCGCGACCACUCUCCCCGAGGACGUGUUCGCGGACGUAGCGGGCGCGGCGUGGCACCUGCUGCUAGAAGCGGACCGCGAGUUGAGUGCGUGCGCGGCGGGACUGUUCAUUCUCACGGCAGUGAAGGCGCCCGCCGCCGCCGCACACCUGAUGCAUCGACAUCUCAAACACCCAGAUCCUACUGUCAGAAUCAAUGCCAUAUUACGAUUUCAAGUAAUGUGGAAACUGCGAUACCAAGUGUGGCCUCGAAUGGAAGAGGGUGCGUCGAUGACAUUCAAAGUGCCUCCGCCGGGGAUCGAAUUCACUCUCCCUUCACCGAAGAUAGGGAUCGAGUCGUUAGCUGUAGUGGAUCCGCCGUGGAGUCCGCAAGUUAAAGACAAGGAUAUGGAAAUGACUCUUAACCAAGAGAGACAUCGAUCAUUAGUGACUGCAACAAAAACCCGCAAAAAGCAACAAACAGAAGCUAUAAAGAAAGCUUUACAACAGCGUGACGAUAAGAAAAAGGCUGAACGAGAGAGCUUCCUUAUCACUACCAUUCCGAUAACUCGUCAGGCAGCGAGAGAGCCAGCGUUGGACCAUGCUGCCGACGAUCAUAUUGAACCUCCAGCAGACGAGGAAAUAGUGGAAGGUGUACGUGGAUCUCACCACACUCAAGUAGCGUCAGCGUUGUUUCCUUCUGUGCUGUGCUCUGCGGUGGCAGAAAUCAUAUCACUGUUGGAUGAUGCUGCAGUUUCUCGCGAAGGGUGCUCGGUGUAUGAAGUCGCCUAUCAGGUUAUAUGGGGAUGUUUAGUAGAAGAUUCGGCGCUAUUUUUACGUCACGUACUCGAAAGAUUGACAAGAGACCAUCAAGACGAGAUGUUUAAGCUCCUACGACACUUGAUACGAUUCAUACCGAGAUUACCACAACAAGCAGCGUUCGCUUUGUACAACUACAUCAUUGGUUAUGUUAUGUUCUACGUAAGAUCGCCGCAUGAGGAUGGACAGAGACUUAUCGGCGCUGCAUUAUCAAUACUGUGGAUGGUAGUGCACAGCGUUCACGGCAUAAUGUUUAAAGAUUUAAAACAAAUAUUGCGUAAAGAACAAUGUGACGCUUCGAUCCUGUUAACUGCAAACGUACCCGCUGCCAAAAAAAUUAUUGUGCACGGCCCAUCUGACAACGAAGGUAGUAUACCAUCGCAAUUUCCGGUACAGGAAGACACCCAGUUCUGUCAAAUUUUAAGAGAAUCUUUGGAUUACUUUGGCAUUCCAGAAAAAUUACAUGAGGAGCAUUUUCUGGUUGAUUUUAAAACACGUCAAAUUCACAACGCUCAAAGUUACGUCCGUGACCACUAUUUCUUCAAACGCUCCCAAUACCCCCAACUGGGGCUCGUACAUUUGGAGCCAGAAGAGGCAUUCGAAAAAUUACAACAGCAGGAACUGCUGCAAAAAUUUGUAGAAAUCGGAAAAGUAUCGCUAACUUGGGCUAUUCUUAAAAAUGUGGACAUGGUAGUUCAACGUGUAGUAUUCCUUCACGACGAGCUUAUGAAGUUGCCAUCGUUUCCAAGAAAAGCUCUGGAAGCGGAUCUAGUUCUGUAUAGCCGUGGACCUUUGGGUUCGACUCUACUGGGCUUAGAUGUACUGCACAAGUUUAUGUGGGUUCGUCUAAUAGCCCGUAUGUUCGAAGCGAUGGCGGGGAACUUUACAUCCUCAAGAGACAUUCACCUGUUUUUAAACGUACUGAACGGUGCCUUGAUGCUUCAUAGUGAAGAUUCACUUAUUCUCCGAUAUGUUAUAGCAACAUAUGUCAACGCAGCUUUUAAUUUCAAGAACAUAUUUUCAACUAAUGGCUAUCUCCUCAUAAUGCCGACACUUCUACAAAUAUACUCCAAUUUCCAAACAAAUAAAUUAGUGACGACAACAAUAGAAUAUGCCGUGAAGCAGUUUUACUUGCUCAAUAGAAAACCAUUCAUUUUACAAAUGUUCGGAUCAGUGUCUGCUAUUCUGGAUACUGAUGAAGACGCAGCUUUUGGAGACGCAAGCAAAGUUCAAUCUAGCUGCCUCUUCAAUCUUCUUUUGAGUUUAGAAACCCCAUCGCCAGACCCCCUUCAUAUAGCAGAGCUGAUCAAAGAAGAGAAGCCGUUGAAGCCCAUAGACUUCUGCUACCGGGACGAGGAAGAAAUGGUCAAUGUGCUUGACUGCAUCAGCCUUUGUGUGAUGGUCGUGUCGUAUUCUGCAGAAAGUAUGCGUGGAUAUCAAAUGCUUAUAAUACUCGAAGCGAUACUGCCAUGCUAUGUGAAGCAAAUACAACUUCCAACCUACAACCGAGAAGGCAAAACUGAGAAAGAAAUCAUUCAACAACUUGCCAUAGCUAUUAAAACUCUUGUCAAUAAUUGCGAAGGAUUGUCCAAAUCAUACAACGGCCCGUACCGCACAUCUCCAGAACACAAAGGCUCCUCGCAGCGCGGCUGUCCCAGACCGGCAGCAACUCCGUUCUUGGCUCUCGAUAUACUGGACGAUGAGUCGCACUCGCGUUACGUGAGCGACCACUCUCGUAUGCCACCCGUCACUGAUUACACGGGCACUGAGGAUUCUGAACUCGUACGUGCAGAGUAUCGCCGGCCUCGAGACGUGUUGCUCUCAUUAGUGGGUGAUUUUAUCGACCGCGCCACAACACGCUUGCUAGAUUUAAACGGAUCAAAGGGUAGCGGUGGCUCAGAAGGGAAACCUGUCGAACUCCUCGAUUCGAAGUCACAUGCGAGAUUAGCCGAAAUUGCCCAUUCAUUGUUAAAAGUGUCCCCAUACGAUCCGGAAUCUAUGGGUUGUAAAGGUUUGCAACAGUACAUGAUGCAAGUACUGCCAGCUGCUGAUUGGGCUGAUGAUUCUUUAAAACCUGCAUUGAUUAUGAUUUUGCGGAGGCUCGAUAAAGUCUUUAUGAAGAUAGCAAAAAAACCUAGUAUUAGAAGAAACACUGAUUGGGACUCUGCAGCAAUUUUACUCAAGGGAAUUUAUGAAACGAUGCUACGUUGCCCAUAUAUAGUCCACUGGCAACAAGUCAAAACACUUCUAAACACUGUUCAGGCAUUAAUAGUAUCAGAUAAUAAUAGUGGGGAGAAUUUAUCAUCCGCGACGGCUGCUUUGAUGUCACAACCACCGCCGCCACACUUUGGCAGCACUGUCGUUCGUUUGAUUGCAUUGCAAGUUGGCCAUACAGGGGACAGCUACACCUUAGAACAAAUGUGCGGCGGUAGUCCAAUAUUUCAAACUGCUGAAAAAACUGAAAACAUGCUGAUGAAUUUGAUAAUGCCUUUGAGUUUAAGAGUUGGCGCUGGACGAAAAGAUGUGCCGCCGCUCCGUCAAUCGGACGUAUCGUACCUAGUGUCGGUGGUAGUUAGUGCGUUAUGUCCGCCCGCGCCGCCCGGACAAGCGUUCGCAGUCAACGCCAAGCUGGGCACGGAUGCGCGCGCCAACUCGCUCACCUUCACUGGCAGUCGGGACACGAGGAACACCACACGUUUGUCCAAUAUUCUGUACAGGAUCGCAUUUUUAGCGCUGAAAGUGCUAUGCGCAUGUUUCACCAGCGAACUAUGCAGUGAGUGGGGUAGAAUCGCAAGAGCCAUUCGGGAAUUAGGACGCCGUAACGAGGCAGCUCACCAUUUGUGGGACUUCCUCGAAUACAUCGUCACGUAUCGCACGCCGCUCUACAUCCUUUUGCAGCCUUUUAUCGUGCACAAGCUAUCACAACCGCCAAUCGGCGACCACGAGCGUCAUAUGCAGUUCGUGGUGCGCGAGCGCAUCCGCGGCCUCAAGCUGCCGGCGGCGCGCGCGCGCGGCUCGCUGCUGGCCGAGCUGGCGCGCGAGUUGCGCAUCAUGCGGGACACGCACGACAACUACAAGUUCGAACAACUAGAGAACCUCGGCCAAGGCGGCGGAAAACGCGCCUCGGAAGCGGUGCCGCGGUCGGGGCUGCCCGACAAGCAGCAGCAGCACCGGCCGUCGCUGAUCUCCAUGCUGGUGGGGCGAGCUGCGCCGCGCACGCCCGACCACCCAUCCGCGCCGUUGUCGGCACAACGAGAAUCACUGUCUAGUAGUUCAACAACAAGUCAACCUGUAUUCGACAUACCGUCCAACAACAACAAUGGCAGGUUUAGUGACAACAGUAACAACAACAUCAACAAUGCUAAUAUAGGAACAAUAAACAACAAUUUUGGCGGAGACCAAAAACCUGUGCUCAGUACACCUCCAUAUGGAAACGUCCAACCAAAACUGCGUUUCGUACCUUCAGUCGAGUUCAAACUGACUACGGGAGCCAUAGGCGAGGCGGCCCUGACUCCCCUGUCGCCGGUGUCAGCCGUGUCGACGGGAGAGUCGUGUGAGGAGGCGGGCGAGGGUGCGGAGGACGAUCGGCCGCGCCUGCACCGAGCGCAUGGACCCUCCAAAAAGACCUUUAAGUUCCGGCGCAGUCGACAUGCAAAGCCUGAGCCAUCUACACACGUUCGCUUGGAGUCCGACGAGUGUUCAUCGCCUGGGCCCGAAGGCACGCCGCUGCGCCGCGCGUGGCCGUCUCUGCUGCAGCCCACCACUACGGUCACCGAUACAUCCUACGACAGCGAAAUAUCACAAACGUCCUCUACUUCUGGAUAUAGGGAGAGUUACAGCCUGCAGGCGUCGAUGUCCGAGUCUCCCGGCGGGUCGGUACGCGCGGUACGCAGCGAGUCGGCCACGCCACACGCCAGCCCCGACGGUAAACAGCUCCUUCUCUAAGCUGCGAAUCGGCCACAUCGUCUGCUGAAAGGACUGCGUUACUCGGCGCGGCGAGCCAGCGCUCUCUCCUGUUGAGCAGCGAACUUCGAGAUGAAGAUACUCUGCUAUAAUCUACACAUAAUAAAAUCAAAAUUUUUUUUUUUUUACAAAGAAAGAAAGAAAAACAUCCAAAUACUAAAUAACAUAAGUAGGAGUAAAAUUUAAAAGUCAUGAAAUUGCUAAUUAAAUAAUUCAGUGCGCUUUCAUUUGAGAUCCCGCUCGAGUCUUUUUGUAGACAUUAUUCUUCCCCACUUACAACCCUCCCCCCCCACAUACAACUUUUAAACAGCUCAACUAAUUUCAUUGAAUAUAAGAAAACUCGCACGUGUCACCUUUAAUACAAAAAAAACUAAUUUGAAAUCGCUUCAUACGUUCGGGACCUAUGGUAUCACAGACAGACAUAUGACACGUCAAACUUUUAACACCACUUUUUUGCGUGCGUCAGGGGUUAAAAAGACAUCUUUCACCACGUUUGUCAGUCAAUUCUCAAUAAAUCCUUUAACUACUGAAUGGAUUAAUUUAUUAUGAAACUUGACUAAACCUAAUGUGAUACAACGUCGGAGUAUGCCCACCUAAUUUCGAACCCAUACGGGGCCCUUAGUCAUGAGCUGGUUCUUGCAACGCGGCACGAUCCAAACUCCGUCAGAACCGAUCAGUUCGAAUAAGGUUGUAUGACGUGAGUUUUAGUCGUGUUUCAUAAUAAAUUAAUAUGAAUAAUACACUCACGAUAGUUUAAACUCUGAAAUACUGAACAGAUUUUUCUGCAGUUAUCACCAAUAGAUAGUGAUUUAUAAGGAAGGCGUAUUUAGGUAUAUAAUUUGUCUAGAUUUUGUGUAAACCAAACCGCCUGGGAGCUUCUAUAACACUAGGUAAUCCCUCUGAGAGAUAAGAAAAUAAUGUACUGUAUUGUAGGGUAGUUCUCUUUUAAAGAUCUACAAAAAACUUGGUGUUAAAACUAGUUAUCUUAUAAAUUGACUGAGAUCAUGAUGAAGAUUUUAAAUUACAAGUAAAAUAAUGUCAUAUUACUGGAUAAGGAAUUGUGUAGUCAGCUCUGAACAACAUAUAAAUGUAGUAAUUAAAAAAAAUACAAUUUAUAAUAUUGAUCUAAUCAUAUGUUAUGUAUGAUGGAGGUGGAAUUUCCAAUCAAUAUAAUAUAAAUAGUUUACUCAUUUUAAAGCCUAAGAAAAAAUUCAAAAAUAAGUGUUUUCUAUAGAUAUGUUCUUCUAAUAGAGAUUUAAUUGAUAUAGCUGUGAUUAUGAUAUACAGAAAUGAUUUAUUAUGAAGAUUUAUUUUAUGUAAUAAAUGUUUUGUAGAUGUUUUUGUCAA